AUGGCUUCCAUUUGGAAGCGACUGACACUCAGCCCUGAAGGUCGAUUUGGUGAAGACGCGUCCAGAACGCAGCCCUCCUCGCUGAGGUCGCGACGUGUUAAAAAUGACCUCCAUCGUCGUCGAAGCUUAGCUGGCCUCUUUACUACUUCGUCUCCGUCAAAGGAACCGGACCAAGACAUAACCACCAUUACAUGCCAAGAAAGGAUCCAUUAUCCGCUGUACAACCCUCUUGACCCUAGACAUGAUUUAGAUGCCCUUGCCUAUGAGGGUAACGAUAAGGGGUUUUGGGCUAGCUAUGGCCGGUCCAUAAGGGCACGGUUUCAGGGUUCCACCAAGCCCGGAACUGUAUCUCCAAACACCCAAAAUCAAAAACCUCGCAGAAGCAUUAGGUCCAGCUUCGCGUCGUUCACUGGCUCAUCAAGACUCCUGAAGCGCCUCUCUCGUUCAGAAAUCCCUUCCAGCCCUCUUUUGAACUCAAUUCGGGAGCCCCUAGACGUGAGUCAAAUUGAGCCCGAAGACAAAGCAAGCCAUCUGCUGCCGGACAGGGCCGACGGCUCCCAAACCUCGUUCUUGCCCGAAGUCCUGGAUGUCCCGCGGCAAUACUAUUUACCGUCACUUCCGUCAAUGUCAUCAGGCCUGAUGUCCCCAUUAGAAUUGGAAGCUUGUACUGCUGGAAGGUAUGCGGAACAGGAGACACCCUACGUUCAAAACUAUGAAUCUGCGCUCCACAAAUUCAGUCGACCAGUCCAACCCUUCAAUAUUCUGCAGAAUGCAGUGACUUCCAUGCCUGGUGGCCAACCCGCAGUUCAGCGGCGCCAAGGAUAUACAAAUAGUUCAAAUACCAAAUCAGAGAGGGCGAGCCUACCGAUCCCAAUCACGUCAAAACACCCACCGUUUAACCGUCAGCAAGCUCGCGUGUAUCGGAAAGAUAAUUCAAACUUGUCAACUUCCCGGCGUAAACAGAUGCAGUCACACCCAGCUGCCCUUGACAGCCGAAAACAGGAGAAGACCCAAAUACCAAAAGAUUUAGCCAAUGGAGCGAAGCCUCAGUCUCUUUUAAACCUUGGAGAGCAAUGGCUAGAAACUCGAAUGCAGCCACCACGCGCAGCUAGUCCUGAAAUUUCAGAGCCUAGCACCAUCACAGAUUCUGAAUUUGGGGCGGAAAUGUACCGCACAUGCGCCCCGCAUCGUUAUGCUUCGACUACAGAGAGUGAUGCGGUUCUCAGCUCCUGGCUAUCUUCAUUAUCUAGCAUUUGUCACCCGCGCGACAAUACUGAUAUUUCUGGAAGCACUCUGUGUCGGUCCCAACCUCCUUCAACAAGGCACCCAAGUGACUUAUAUUCUGCAUCAGUUUUACGGCGGCCAUAUGGACAUGCUCAAGCUUCCUCUAGAUCGGAGACACUGCAGUGCAGUGAGCUGGGGAUUAGCGAUGCGGACACAAACAAGCACAAAAACGCAUUCGCUUCUAAAUCCAAUUCUCCGCAGCAAGGAAUAGCUCCUGAAUUUGCGAAGCUGGAAAACUUUAGUAAUCUCAAUUCUGUAAGAAAUACCCGGCCAGACGUUGGCGGGCCUUAUGAAGUGCCGAAUGACCUCCUUAACCUAGGUAUCAAAUCAACAGAUACCCCAAGUCAGUUAUCAAAUUCUCUCAGAAAACAGUUCUGUGAGAGUGAUCUUACAACCGGAUUUCACGAAGGAAACUUAUGGCCUGGUUCAAUUGAUUCACGUAUUGGAAAUGACCACCUCAAACAACUUCACAAAGAAAAUAGGCCUAAUCCCCUGGUCUUAGAUGGACACGACUUAGAAGGUCAUGGUAAUGUUCAGUUUGGUGGCGAAUACCAAAUCAUAUCAGCUACUCACCCUGCAGGAAAUCAGGCUCCUGGUUACAGUGGAAAUACGCGAGCACAAAGCGGUUCUCAGGAUGCUACAAACGGGAAAAUUAUCCCCAUCUUCGAAACGUCUUACGGCCUUUGCAUAGACACUUCAACAAAUUGCGGCCCUGCGUCAAGGGGAAAAUCGGGAAGUCAGAUUCGUCCCGACCAGGGUUCCAAAUCCUCCUGUGGUCGCAAGAAUGGAUCAAGUAGUUGCAGUGGUUCCGGCUCUGGUGACUCAGGCCAGAGUGAUCCACUGACCAAUAGCACGGCCGGGACAAGCGUUGUUGACUUUGCAAAGGACCAUAACUUGACUACAAAGGCUAAAGCGGAGGAACGUACCACUAGCCCACAAAUGAACAUUAUGGCUCUCCCAUCAAAAAUCGAUGAUGGAGCAUUGUCUAAAUGCUGA
Molecule: messenger RNA, 2280 nt
Organism: Histoplasma capsulatum G186AR
Lineage: Eukaryota; Fungi; Ascomycota; Eurotiomycetes; Onygenales; Ajellomycetaceae
Exons: 3
Coding region: 1-2280 (759 amino acids)
Source: RefSeq, a predicted model, not a curated record